AUGGCGUCUCCGCCUCCUCAACCUCCUUCUUCCGCCACCUCCAACUUCCAAACACAUCCAAUUUUCCCUCUAUUCUUCCCGCUCGCCCUAAUUACUUUCGUCGUUCUCCUUUUCCUCUUUGUCAUUUUCCAUAAGUUUAUACGCUGCUGUUCGGACUCCACAGAACCAGAUAUUGAACAAGGAGUUUCGUCGACACUGCCGCAUACGAUGCUGCUUCUCUUUCUCCAUCCUCAUUUAUUACCUGCACCGGCGCCGCAACUGCCUCGUCGUCCUCAAGCGACGCCGUUUCAGUCAUCAGGGGAAGCGCAGAGUUCAAUCCCGGGCGCUGGGAGCUCUGUCUUUGUGUACAAAAGCGACGUCGUUCUGGGAAAUUUGAAUGAGGAAUGUGUCAUAUGUCUUGAGGGUUUUGCUGACGGAGAGGAGUGUAAGAUUCUCAAUGACUGUAACCACGGCUACCAUAAACCUUGCGUCGAUAAGUGGCUGAAGAUUCAUAACCAGUGUCCGCUUUGUCGGAGCUCCGUCGCCGGCGGUUCUUUCCGUGUCUCUGAUACUGCAACUCCCAGACAGUAG
Carica papaya (papaya) is the source of this 570-nucleotide messenger RNA. Its product is annotated as RING-H2 finger protein ATL57-like. The record is from RefSeq and is a predicted model, not a curated record. NCBI's taxonomy places the organism in Eukaryota, Viridiplantae, Streptophyta, Magnoliopsida, Brassicales, Caricaceae.